AUGUCUCAACCAGUCCAAGGAUAUACGCAUAACGGACCCGUCGACUGUUCCUUGCCUUUCGACACUAAGGAUUUAAAUGGAAAGACAGCAAUCGUCACCGGAGGUGCCAAUGGUCUCGGUGAAGGCUACGUUCGCGCCCUCGUUGCUAAAGGAGUCAAUGUGUGUAUCGCAGAUCUGAAUGAAGAAAAAGGAAAGAAACUAGAAGCAGAACUAAACGGCACGAAAUACAUCCAAUGCAACACUAGCAUCUGGGAAGACCAAGUGCAUCUCUUCCGCGAAGCCGUCUCCUUUUCACCGACAGGAAAAAUUCACUAUGUCGUCGCCAAUGCAGGAAUCCACCGACCAGAUGAAGUCUUCCUGUACUCCGGCGACGACCAAGAACCACAAAAGCCGGAUCUAAGCACCAUCGACGUGAACAUCCAAGGCACAUUAUACACAGCCAAAUUAGCCUCACACUUCUUCAUCAAACAGAACGGACAGAAGCCCUCCCCAGAGCAAGAGGAUACAUGUUUGGUUCUCAUUGGAUCUGGUGCAGCCUUCCUCGACUGCCCUCGCGCGCCUCAGUACUGUGCCAGUAAAUGGGCGAUGCGAGGUAUUAUGCAUUCUCUCCGUCGGACGGCGUUCUAUUACGGGAGUCGAGUAAAUAUCAUCUCCCCAUGGUAUGUGAAAACAAACAUUCUCUCUGAGGAAGCAUUUGCCCAUGUUUCUAGUCUGGGGGUGGUAUUAGCCACGGUCGAAGAUGCUGGACAGUGUCUCUUGCGGAUUCUUAGCGAUACGGGUAUCAAUGGACAUUCUAUCUUCGUUUCAGGGAGGAAAUGGGCUGCUCAGGGCUAUAUGGACUUAGACCUAGAGGAUUAUGCGGGCAAUGCGCUGAUUCAGGAAAUUCAGGAGGAUCAAGUGAAAUCGGCGCCGGCAGAGCUGGGAUUGUUUGUGUGA
Molecule: messenger RNA, 936 nt
Organism: Aspergillus pseudotamarii
Lineage: Eukaryota; Fungi; Ascomycota; Eurotiomycetes; Eurotiales; Aspergillaceae
Product: putative short chain dehydrogenase/reductase
Exons: 5
Coding region: 1-936 (311 amino acids)
Molecular function (GO): oxidoreductase activity
Source: RefSeq, a predicted model, not a curated record